This is a messenger RNA of Aedes aegypti (yellow fever mosquito), 4921 nucleotides long. RefSeq names its product receptor-mediated endocytosis protein 6 homolog (gene Gapvd1). Gene Ontology annotation, cellular component: cytosol; endocytic vesicle. NCBI's taxonomy places the organism in Eukaryota, Metazoa, Arthropoda, Insecta, Diptera, Culicidae. Gene Ontology annotation, biological process: regulation of GTPase activity; vesicle-mediated transport. The coding region runs from base 161 to 4864 and encodes 1567 amino acids. The transcript is spliced from 8 exons. Gene Ontology annotation, molecular function: guanyl-nucleotide exchange factor activity; small GTPase binding. The record is from RefSeq and is a predicted model, not a curated record.
GCUGUCCAAUUGGAAUUUACUUAAAAUACAAUAAAAGAAGGUUGGUGAUAGAGGCGUAUGUAAUGUAAAGCGUUUCCUUUUUCAAUUAAACAUUAUACUUAUUAAGUAUAGCCAAACGUUUAUACAGUUUUGCAACAAACAAGAAAGUGAAAAAUUGAAAAUGGAUAACAAAUCUGAGUCCGCGAGUGAAGAAGAUUUCACGUCUAUUGUAAAUAUGGCUAAAUCUUUACGAAGGGAACAACUGUUCAUAUUAAAUGAGCAGAAUUGUUUUGUUAGUUUACAUGAAAUAUACGAAAAACACUUUUGUCAUGCACUACAGGUUGCUUGGAUCUGCGCCCGUCAACGUCAAGUUAUGAACAAUCUUAUUUUGGCGAAACCUGAAUCCGGACUUUCUGCGUCGUGUCAGCGAAUAGAUUUACUAGAAAGAUGUUACUUUAUCGACAUUCAUCACUGUAAAUUCAUAAAAUAUCCUCAAAUCAUAGCAACAAUAGAGUUGCUAAAUUUCUUACAUGAUAAACCUGCAAUUAUUGCUUCGGCCUUAUCGCUUGCAGAUAUUAGUGGAACAAGCCAAGCCCAAAUAGAUUCUACUAUCAAUUUUAUCGUAAAUGGCUUGUAUAGAAGUGCAAUUUAUCCUAACGAUGCUGAAAUGGUGAUUAAAAUACUACAAAUUCUAAUUGAAAUCCAAAUUGUUAAAAGCGAUAAUCCACGGAGACUACUACGAGGGGGCUCAUCCUCAUUUACACGUCUCUUUCAAAAGUAUCACGAAUCGUCUUUUGCAUCUAAAAUAUUUUUGAAAACCAUCCUUUUUGAACCUGUAAUGUCUGUAUUAAUGGAUGAUGAGAUAAAAUUCGAAACUGAUGUUCACAAAAUAGUGUCAGUGCAGAAUGCAACAGAGAAUGUAAAAAUGUUUGGUGAGGAAAAUUCUGUUGAUUAUUUGAACAAUCUUAAAAAAUACAGGGAAACAGCAAUAGAUCGUCUAUACACUCAUGUAUCGAAUUUCAUCAUGUCAUUCCGUGAUAAUUGGUGUUUAUUUCCAGCAACGUUGCGUUGGUUGUAUCAAUCAAUGAAUCAUUUUCUCCAACCGGCCAAUCUUUCAAAAGAAAAUAUCCAUAUAAUUAUGACAGAUUUAAUAUUUACAAAUUUUAUAUGCCCUUCUAUAUUAAGUCCUAAUGUACAUGGAAUCGUAGAUGCUCCAUUAUCAGACAACGCACGAUUUAAUUUAAUACAAAUUGGGCAGGUGAUUCAAAUGUUAGCUCUAACUGAAGUCCAACCGGUUGAAGACAAAUUGCUUGAUUUGUAUUCAAAAUUUGAAAAGAACUGUUUAAGAACCCUAAUUGACCAACUUGAUUAUAAAACAUUCAAUAGCAAUUUUGAGAGCAAUAAUGAUAUACAGAGCUGUAAUUUGCCAAAUAGUACUGUUGUUUUAGCUACAUAUGACGAACUUAUUACAUUAACAAAUAUGAUCGAAGUUGUUAGUAAACAGGAUAAAUUAAUUUCUUUGGAUGAAAAUCAUAAACUUAAACAUAUACUGGAUCAAUUGCCGCAUUUUGAUGAAAAAAUCAAAGAAACAGAUAUUUUUUCUGAUGAGCUCCAUCUUCCAAAUAAUGCAAACAAAAUUAAGCCUAAAACCAAAGAACGAUUUUUAAAAACGAGAAGUUUGUCAAGUUCUCCUUCAUAUUCAACAAACGAAAGCAUGAAAGAAACGAGCACAUGCCCUAAACUUAAUAUUGAUGAUGUUAUCCUAAUGAUUCCUUUAUCUUGGAAUGAUGGUAAGAUGAUGACUGAAGAGGAAUUUCUAAAUACGAUGUUGAAAAACUGUUCUCCUGCGCCUUUUAGUGAUUCUGGUAAUGCAAAACAAGAAAAUAUGUCAUUUAAAGACCAAAAAAGAGAUAAGUCCAAAAGCUUUUCCCUUCCUAAUGAUGAUGCUUCUAUUGAGAAUACAUCAGACAAUCUGGAGGCGGUCAGUGAAGCGCAUAGCAAUCAUUCAGUAGCUAGUUCCCUUGAGCUCGAAGAAGCAGAUCAGAAUGAUAAUGAUAAUCUCUCUGACAUGAUAUCUGCAAAUGUAUCUGGCAGAGGAACUCCUAAUAUAUCAGGACGAGACACUCCAUCGUCACAAGUAACUGAAGGUGGUGGGGAAGUGCAACAUUUUACCACGCCACAAAUGAUUAAAAUUUUAAAUAAAACCCGGUCGGACAUUGAAGAUAAGUUUUGCAAAUUUGAAAUUAAAAAGCUCAUGGAAGGCGAUGAAACCAUAUCGAUAAUUUCUGACACGUGGAGUACUGAUGUUUUAGCUUCUGAUUCCGAGGCUGUAGAUGCUAACGAGAGAAACUUUACGACACCUUUGAUUCCGACAACUCCUCUUUUGCCAGGUGAUCAUAGUUAUACUCCUAUUACGAAUUCUUUUGGACAGCUUCGCCUGACAAACGUAGAUUCUGAAACUCAAUCAGAGUCAGCUUGGAGUACAGAUGCAGCAAUUGACACAGACGAUAAUAGUACAACCACACGCUCAGAUGUUGCCGAAUCAGCGUUGGUUUUGAAAAACGAUUCUUCAAAUUUGAUACAUCAUUGUACGCAAACGUUAUGUAAUGUUAAAUCCAAUUGUUUUUUUCAACUCUCAGAUAAUGCAAAUGUGAUGAUCAACGGCAUACAAUCAGUUCGUCAGAGUUCAACAGAUAGUAAUAAUUCUAGUAAUAUAUCAGAAAAUAUAUCAAGAUAUGGCAAAAACGAUGCAAAUGAAAAUAAUAUAAAUAUUGUUUCCAUGGAAUCCGCAGAUUACACAAGAGCGAAGAAUAAAAGUAAGGAUAAAAACUGUAAUGAUUCGAAACAUAUAGAUUGUAUAGAUUUUUCACCAGCAAUUCAAAGCUUGAAUUCAAACGAAAGUGAUCAGAAAAUCCUUAAAUCCUCGAAUCCAUUUUUUGACAUCAAUGGCCUAUUUUCAUCUGCCAACAAUAACAACCUCAAUAGUUCGUUAGGAAUUCAAAGUUCAGCAGAUUACACUGAUGAUGAAUUUGCUGUAGAACACCGUCGGUUAUCGUCUGAACAACGUAAUGCAAAGUUUGAUUCUCGCAGAAAUGGAAUGAUCGAUAUUUUAGGUAACUUUUCUAAUUCGCUGUCGCUUUCCCAAUUAAGAAGUAAGGGUAUUUCAUACUCACUACCUAACGCAUCCUUUGUAAACCCAUUUGAGAUGCGAUCGCAUGUUUUAGAAGAACCGAAUAGGAUUCGAGAAGCGAAAAUUAAUUCUUCGAAAUGUACUGUGAAAACGAACAAUCAACAGCCGUUGAUAGACUUGGAUCAGAAAUCUUCGUAUUUUGUUGAAGAGCACCAUCAGAAAGACAGCAGUGAAACAAAAUCAAUCAGCUCUAAUAUGCCAAUUUCAAAAACUUCUGGAAAAAUUACAGGAGCAAUUCCGAAAAGUAUUAGCUUUGAUUCUUCUGCUGACAAAAUCAAUCGCAAUAAUUCUAAACCAUUAGAAACUUCUCGACUCACCGAAAAUUUAAAAACAAACGCAAGUUUCUUCACAAAAAUAAAACUUGGCUUCAAAAAUCGACGAAGUGUCAACAGUAAAUCUAGAUUCAACGUCAAUGGUCAAAGGGAUAGUAUUGGUAUAUUUACUAAAAGUACAAUAGAUGAUUCGCAAGAUACAACGGAGGAUAUACUCGCCAAAUAUCGUCGAAAAACAUCCAUUUCAGCAGAAUCAGUCUCAUCAGACUUCAUAAGCCAUAGCCAAACCAAUACUCGAACGAAAGUAGUGGAGGAUUCCAACAGAAAAUUUAAUGCAAGAUCAAUCAAUGAACGUUCUAUCAAUUUUGCUGGCAUAAAAAGGAAAUUGCGAGCAGUGUUGUCUACAACAGAAGUUUUGUCAAGGAACUUUGAGCAAUAUCGUACAUGUUCUGCAACACCAUUGUUAAUUUAUCUAAGAGCACUUAGAGCACAAGCCCUCAAUAACCAAAAUUUAUCGCAAUUAUCUGGUAUUUCGGAGCUUUUACGUUGUUUACAGAUGACUGACAAGGAAUUUCAAAAAUUGUUGAUAAAAGAGCUGCAUCAAGAUAUAUCAAUUCGAAAAGCUUACAUGGACUAUCUGAUUGAUUGUCAUCAUACUUGGUUAUCAGCAAUUGACAACGUUGAAUCUCUCAAAGAACACCUUCAAAUUGAUAGCCAACUUUCUAAACGUCAAAUAAUUAUGAUUUGCGUGAAAAUUUUCCUAGAAAAAAGGGAGCAAAACAUAGAACAGUUUCACAACGACUUUGUACAGCUAACGGUAGCAGACGAGAGAAAAGACUUAUUGAAUGUGUUUUUGAACACCUUGAUGGACAAACUUCGUUCAGAUAUCGUUUUGAGCUGCAUGACCGAAUGGCAAACAAUCGAGGCACGAAAUUGUUUAGAAAGCUUAUUGCUACAACGGCUCUACCAGUUUGUUAUGUUCCCAAAUGAUGAUGGUGAUAUUUCUCGUGAUCAAGUUUUGUUCGAGCACAUAAAAAAGUUAUCGAAAACAAUAUCUCCAGAUCAUCCCCAGCUUCGCAUUUCAGAAGCUUAUCUCGAUGAAGCUCCAUGGCCUUUUGCUCAGAGACAUCUAUCCUUCAUAUCUGCCUACAAAACAGCAGACGAUAAAGUUAACUGUGUUAUAAAGUGCAUUAAAUGCAUAAUAAGCCUUUUAUCGAUAGGAUCUGAGAAAGUUGUGGCAGCAGAUGAUAUAAUACCGGUUCUUAUAUAUGUUAUAGUAAAGGUGAACCCUCCACAUUUAUUAUCUACAAUCGAGUAUGUUAACUGUUUUAUCGGAGAAUCUUUAUUUGGAGAGAAUCAAUAUUGGUGGACACAAUUUUGUUCAGCAGUUACUUUAAUUAAAACAAUGGAUUAUAGUGAAUAAAUCGUUGACAUGUAUAUAAAAUAUUAUUGCAGAAUAAAUAUGAUAUUCAGUUAUUUA